This is a messenger RNA of Phialemonium atrogriseum, 1368 nucleotides long. RefSeq lists its product as uncharacterized. The record is from RefSeq and is a predicted model, not a curated record. The coding region runs from base 4 to 1368 and encodes 454 amino acids. Gene Ontology annotation, biological process: polysaccharide biosynthetic process. Lineage: Eukaryota; Fungi; Ascomycota; Sordariomycetes; Cephalothecales; Cephalothecaceae. Gene Ontology annotation, molecular function: oxidoreductase activity, acting on the CH-CH group of donors, NAD or NADP as acceptor; NAD binding; oxidoreductase activity, acting on the CH-OH group of donors, NAD or NADP as acceptor. The transcript is spliced from 2 exons.
GCCAUGGCCGCGACUCUUGCUCCGACUCUGCCCAAAAGGCCCGGCCCCCUUUCUCUUGACUUGGCCCUCACAGCACGUAAAUGGGCGUCCCUCGAUCAAGACUUCUUCCCCCCCACGCCUCCCCUGGACUACCACAGUCCUAAAGCGGACCUCGUUUCGGCACUGCCAACGUCUGUUCUUCCCAAUACGAAACCUCUGGUCGCCGUGCUGGGUGUUGGAUAUGUGGGGACUCACCUCAUCGAGAAUUUCUCCUCGAAAUACGACACUCUAGGCUACGACAUAUCUCUGAAGCGUAUCGAUGAGGUGGAGAAGCAAUUCACAGACAACAGCCGUGUCAAACUCACAACAAACCCGAAACAUCUCUCUGAGGCCACUCACUAUCUUAUUUCGGUCCCCACACUGCUCCUUUCCGACAAGUCCAUCGACUCGUCGUACCUGCGCAGCGCGCUGGACACGGUGGCUACACACGCACGCCCCGGAAGUACCAUUGUCAUCGAAAGCUCUGUGGCCGUGGGCAUGACAAGGGAGCUUCUCGGGCCCAUCGCCGUUGCAGGCCGCUUCUUUGCUGGAAUGUCACCCGAGCGCGUUGACCCCGGCCGCAUCGAACCACCAGCGCACGCCAUCCCCAAGGUCAUAUCCGGCCUCGACGACGUGGCCCCCGGAUCGCUGGACAGCAUCAUGAGGCUCUACUCGGCCGUGUUCGACCACGUCGUGCCCGUGUCGCGGCCCGAGGUGGCCGAGAUGACCAAGCUGUACGAGAACUGCCAGCGCAUGAUCUGCAUCGCGUACGCCAACGAGAUGGCCGACGCGUGCAUCCCGCACGGCAUCGACCCGUUCGAGGUGUGCUCAGCCGCGUCCACGAAGCCGUUUGGCUACAUGCCGUACAUGCCGGGCAUCGGCGUCGGCGGCCACUGCAUCCCCGUCAACCCCUACUACCUGCUCUCCAACAGCUCCUUCCCGCUGCUCCAGGCCGCGACCGAGACCAUGUGGCGGCGGCCGGGCGAGAUUGCCAGGCGGGCAAUCCAGUCCCUGACGGGCGGGCCCGACGGGAAGGACCGGCCCGGAUCCAGCCCCAGGCCCCGGGUGCUGGUUGUCGGGGUCGGGUUCAAGCGUGGUCAGGCGACCCUCAGCAACUCUCCGGGGCUGGAUCUCAUCAGGCAUCUAUCGCUCUCGGGUCGGGUAGAUGUCACCUUCGCCGACACGCUGGUCUCGCAGGACUCGGUGCCCGAUGUGGCACGGCUUGACGACGAUGAAUGGAACAGGGAGACGCUAGAGUCGUUCGACAUGAUCAUUGUCAACGUCCACCAGGUGGGAUUCGACUUUGGCCUACUGAGCGAGCUCCAGGGUGUGCGGGUUGAAACUUGGUAA